Messenger RNA from Nomascus leucogenys (northern white-cheeked gibbon), 4028 nucleotides. RefSeq names its product kinesin-like protein KIF28P. Gene Ontology annotation, cellular component: microtubule; kinesin complex. The record is from RefSeq and is a predicted model, not a curated record. Gene Ontology annotation, molecular function: ATP hydrolysis activity; microtubule motor activity; microtubule binding. Gene Ontology annotation, biological process: microtubule-based movement; cytoskeleton-dependent intracellular transport. Lineage: Eukaryota; Metazoa; Chordata; Mammalia; Primates; Hylobatidae.
AUGAAAAUGCCUACGCCAAGUGUUGACAGUGUGAAAGUAGCAGUGCGAGUGCGGCCUUUUAGUCAACACGAGAAGAACUCUGGGAGCAAAUGUGUGAUUUCCAUGCAUUCCAGAACCACCACCACUCUACAGGACCCUAAGAAUCCAGAGCAUAUGAAGACAUUUACUUUUGACCUGGCAUAUUGGUCUCAGGAUGGAUUUCAAAAGGAUAAAGGUGAUGUCCUUAUUUCAGCUGAUCCUAGUAGUAAAUUUGCAGGCCAGAGCGACGUCUUCCAUGACCUUGGCAGGGGAAUUCUAGACAGUGCUUGGCAAGGCUACAGUGCAACUCUCCUAGCCUGCGGCCAAACUGGCUCUGGGAAAAUAAACAAGGGUAUUAUUCCAACUGUGCGUGAGCAGCUCUUUCCAGCAACUGAGAGCCAGGGGAGAAAUCAAGAGCACCAGGUUACGUUCAGUAGGCUGGAAAUUUAUAAUGAACAGAUAAGAGAUUUACUGUCCAGAACCAAAAAACCUGGUGGGCUCAGAGUAAGGGAAGAUCAACAGCCGCACUUUUACCUGGAAGGCCUGAAGUCGGUGCCCUGUGAGAACUAUGCCCAAAUUGAAAGGCUGAUGGAACAAGGAACAAAAAUAAGGACCACGGCUUCCACCAACAUGAAUGCCAGCAGCAGCCGGUCUCACCUGGUCAUCACCAUCCAGUGCAAGCAGAUGAGAGCCGAAUGGACACCACUGUCCCGAUCUCCAGACAAGGCCUCUCUGCGGAAGGCUCCCCCUGGUAUAAUGGGCUGGUGGCAUCUCCACACAAGGCUGCUCUGCGGAAGCCUCCCCCUGGUGGCAUCUCCACACAAGGCCACUCUGCGGAAAGCUCCCCCUGCGGAAGGCUCCCCCUGCAGAAGGCUCCCCCUGUGGAAGGCUCCCCCCGGUGGGAUCUCCACACAAGGCUGCUCUGCGGAAGGUUCCCCUGGCAUAAUGGGCUUCUUGUUCCAAGCCUGCUCUCCUGAACCUUCUAAGAAAGGGAGGUGUGGGGAGAAGGGAGUCUGUGGCCUCUGUAGGACCCUCCCCACAUGCUGCCCUGCCCCUCCUCGGGCGAAGGCCGGCCUUGGGAAUCCACCAGCACAGCUCCCCACCGAGUCCGGGCAGGAGAUUGGGACUGUCAGGCCUGAUUCGGGGCAGCUGGAGUUGGCAUCAAGGGGCUCCAGGCCUAAGAGUGUGUCUAUCUUUGCACAUGAAAGGGCUAAAAAGAUCCGGAACAAAGCGGUGGUCAACACCUGGACACUGAUGAGAGAGUCAAGGGCGGAGAACAGUAAGCUGCUGCAGAUGAUGACCUUCCCUCACCUUCUUAACGUCAACGAGGACCCUCAGCUCGCCGGUUUCAUUCAAGCUGGUACCCAGCCGGCCCCCUGCCCUCACCCUGCCCUCCCGCUGCGCCCGCCCCGCCCUUCUCUUAGAAUUUCAGAUAAACACGCUUCCUUCACAAAUGCCGAUGGUAAAGUGAUGGUCAUUCCACACAGCAAAUGCAAGGUUGCCGUUAACGGGGUGCCCAUCACCACCAGGACAGAGCUGCAGCAUUUGGACCGCCUGAUUUUGGGAUCCAACAGCACCUACCCGUACGUGGGGUUUCCUUCGGAGCGGGGCAGUGAGGACUUCAGCAAGUUCCAUUACGACUUCUUCCAGCUGGAGAGGGCGGCCGUGGAGGGAGUGAGCACAGACAAACUCGGUGCUGCGGAUGGUGGAGACGGCAAGACAGAUCCCGGUGUCCUGGCUGUGUUCCAGGACUACAUCAAACUGAUGCUGCUGGUUGCAGAAGCAAAUCAAAUGAGUGAAGAGCUGAAGAAAGGACUGAACAUGGAAUCGAAGGUGAAGAAUUUGGCAUCGUCAGAUUCCAGGGGCUAUGACCUACAGAAGGAGGUCUUGGUGAAGGUGACCCACCACGGGUCUCACGAGGUGUGGAUAUGGUCAAAAGCCAAGUUCAUCAAUAGGAAAUUCCUAAUGGAGGAACUUUACCAGCACUUUCUAGAGAACGGCCCUGUGGCUCAAGAAGACCACCCUUUCUGGGAUCCUGGCGAGGUCGUCCACCUGGGCUCAGCUCACAUCCGGCUCCAGUCGCUGGCCUACUGCAUGAAGCUGGAGGAGCAAGUGGAGUUUCUGAACUGUGACGGGCUGGAGGAGGCGGUGCUGCGUGUCUGCAUAGCACCCUGCUGCCUCACAGGACAAACACAUGGCGAGGAGGAUGUGGUUACCGACCCUUUGGAGCUGCUGGGCAAGAGGAUGGAUUUUCAGAUUCACAUUGUCCGGUGCCUUGGCGUCAACUGGAUGAAGGAAGAUGCAAAGCGGGGCAUUCAGAUAGGGGAUCAGUACAGAAUUUAUGACCUUCCAAACACUAUCUAUACCAAACCUGCAUGGAAAAGUGUGAAUCCACAAAUUGAAGAGACUGUCCAAUCUGCAGCCUUAAGUGCAUCUCAGGACUUUCCGAAUUAUUUGCAGACAAAUGCCCUUAUUGUUGACCUAUGGGGCCUUCAAGAAGGCUGCGCUGAGCUGAGCUGCUCCCAGCUGGGCCUCAUGGUCACAGGUGAAGGCCACAUCCUGGUAGACACCAAGAAAAUUUCCACUGUGAAGGAUACAAGCCAGGCAGCCUCAAACCAGAUACCAGAACUUUAUCUGAAGCUGCUCAAGCUAGAGCAGGACCAUUAACAGAGCCUGAGAGAGGAGAACGUGCUUCUCAAAGCAUCACUUGCGGAAAUUGCUUCUGGUCAAGCCCAGAAGCCUUCCAACACUCUGAAGAUCAGCGGGAUGACUGCGCAACUGCCAUCCGCCAGGGAGAUGAGCCAAAUGUGCACACAGCAAGCUGGCUCUGACCAAGAGACUGCCAAGGCUCUGAAGGUGUUCUACCAACGCAUGAACACGGCCAGAGGGCAGCUUUUCAGACUCAGACGGUACCAACCUCUUGAAGAUGAUCAAAUGCUUCGACCGUUCGUAUACCAACGGUCACAGAUGUUUAAGGAUUUGGGGGAUCUACCUGAGUCCAGCUUGUGGAAACUGAAAAAUGACAUUGCUCUUAUAGUGAAAAAGAAGAAAGAAUAUUUAUUGCAUAUCAAAUAGUGAAGAUACAUCAACUGAACACUGAAGAUAUUCAAGCCUCGAGAUGUGGAGAUGAUUUGUGUAGCUAACAAGCUUACCUCAUUUCCCAAUUACUUUACCUAUUUCUUCUACCAGUUUUAAGCAAAACUCUCCUUCCGCGUGAUUGUAAAUCAUCUCUAUAAGCUAAAGGCUGCUUGAAUGGCCCUGCGUUCCUGACGCAUGGGGGGAACCACACACACUGGGGUCUAUUUGAGGUUGGAGGGUGGGAGGAGGGAGAGGGUGAACGAUUAGCACUUGGAGUUCUGGGAUCAGACUGCCUAGGGUUGAAUCCUGGUUAAGUCCAUCACCUGUCAACUGCAGGAUUUGGGGCCACUGACUUCCCCUCUCUCUAAGCCUCUCUUUCCUCACCUGUUUUAUGGGAAGGAUAACAGUAUUUACUGCAAAUGGUUAAUGAACAUAAAGCACUUAGAACAGUGCCUGACACACAGACGUGAUUGAUAAGCAUUCACCAUUAAUAUUUUUACCGUAAACUGUUCAAAACUUCAAAUGAAGCUCUUCUAUUUCUAUUUCUUGCUGUCAGACCUACAGACAAUCGUUAUUUCACGUCUCUCGUUUUGUAUCUUUCUCUGAACAAGUUUGAAUUCUACCUCCACUUAGCUUCCUCUUCUCAUAGGUUUAUCUGAAAUACUGUUAUGUUCAAUUUUUUCAGCAGCAGGAGUGCCCAUAUGAUGGGACCUUUUCAGUGUAGGGUCUGCGGUUCAGGGAUUAUAACUGUUAGUGAAAAAAUCUACUAGGAGUUAGUCUAUCUUGAAGCCAACCUUGAUUCCACAAAUUGACUGAUGGGUCUUAGUCAAGGAUAUGAUAAAAAGCUCAACACCACGGAUCAUUAGAGAAAUGCAAACCCAAACCACAAUGAGACACCAUCUCACACCAGUCAGAAUGGCUAUUAUUAAAAA